Condylostylus longicornis is the source of this 358-nucleotide messenger RNA. Its product is annotated as cytochrome c oxidase subunit 2-like. The record is from RefSeq and is a predicted model, not a curated record. Gene Ontology annotation, molecular function: copper ion binding; cytochrome-c oxidase activity. The annotation marks the transcript as partial. Gene Ontology annotation, biological process: ATP synthesis coupled electron transport. Lineage: Eukaryota; Metazoa; Arthropoda; Insecta; Diptera; Dolichopodidae. Gene Ontology annotation, cellular component: membrane. The transcript has 2 exons.
CCAUUGGUUUGACCCAACCUUAUUAAUAAUAAGGGUAUCUAAUCCUAGUUUAUUACAAAAAUUUUCUAGCUCCUUAACUUUUAAAGUCGGUUAUUUAAUAGGAAUACUAUUCUUUAACAAUUAUACUAAUCGAUUCCUCCUCCAUUGCCAAACUAUUGAAAUUAUUUGAACAAUUCUUCCAGCCAUUGUUCUUCUAUUUAUUGCAUUCCCCUCCCUACGACUCCUAUAUUUACUACAUGAAAUUAAUGAACCAAUCAUUACAUUAAAAUCUAUUGGACAUCAGUGAAACUGAAGCUUUGAAUAUUCAGAUUUUUUAUCAAUUGAAUUUGAUUCAUAUGUAUAUAGUCCCAAUAAAUGA